AUGGCGGAAAUGGGAGUUUCAGAGCAAGUAAUAUACUUACAUGGCGACUUGAACUUGAAGAUUGUCAAAGCUUGCAACCUACCCAACAUGGACUUAUUUUCCGAGCACUUCCGCCGCUCCUUAACUCUCUGCGAUUCCUGCACCGCCAAUCCCGGCGGCGGCAAAGAGAAGGGUUCAGACGAUAAGAGAAUAGAGCACCACUCGAAGAUCAUCACCAGCGACCCUUACGUGAAGGUAUGUGUCCCCCAAGCCACACUGGCUCGAACUCGUGUAAUCCCCAACACUCAGAACCCUAAUUGGAACGAGCGCUUCAACAUCCCCUUAGCUCACCCCACGCUGAAUUUGGAGUUCCAACUUAAGGACAAUGACUUGUUCGGAGCUCAGCUGAUCGGAAAAGUUCUGAUUCCGGCCGAGAGAGUACUUACCGGCGAAUUCAUCAGCGGGUGUUUUCCGGUGACCGGUUCGCCGAAACCCAAUACGGAACUCUACCUAGAAAUGAAAUUCACACCCUGUGAUAGAAAUCGGCUGUACCGGCACGGUAUUGCGGCUGAUCCGAAGCAUAAGGGUGUGAGACACACUUACUUUCCGUUGAGAAAAGGUAGUUCUGUGAAAUUGUAUCAAGAUGCUCAUGUUAGCAAGAAUUCUAAACUUCCUGAGAUUGAAUUGGAUGAUGGGAUGGUUUUUGAACAUGGAAAGUGUUGGGAAGAUAUGUGUCAUGCUAUAUCAGAGGCUCACCAUAUGAUAUACAUUGUUGGUUGGUCGAUUUAUCAUAAGGUGAUGUUGAUAAGAGAGCCUACUAGGCCGUUGCCGAGAGGUGGGGAUCUGAAUUUGGGUGAAUUGCUCAAGUAUAAAUCCCAAGAAGGGGUGAGAGUUUUGUUGUUGAUUUGGGAUGAUAAGACUUCACAUGAUAAAUUCUUCAUUAAGACGGGGGGAUUAAUGCAAACGCAUGAUGAGGAGACCAAGAAAUUUUUCAGGCAUUCAUCUGUAAUGUGUGUGUUGUCACCUCGUUAUGCUAGCAGUAAGCUUAGCUUCCUCAAACAACAGGUUGUUGGAACACUCUUUACACACCAUCAGAAAUGUGUACUUGUAGAUACACAGGCAUCUGGUAAUAAUCGAAAGAUUACAGCAUUUUUGGGUGGUCUUGAUCUCUGUGAUGGUCGCUAUGAUACACCUGAACAUCGAUUAUUUCGUGAUCUUAAUACUGUAUUUCCCGAUGAUUAUCAUAACCCUACAUUUCCUCCAGGAACCAAGGCUCCAAGGCAGCCUUGGCAUGACUUACACUGCAGAAUUGAUGGACCUGCUGCAUAUGAUGUUCUUAUAAACUUCGAGCAGCGCUGGAAGAAAGCAACAAAGUGGACUGAGUUGGGACUACGUUUCAAAAGGAUAUCUCAUUCUCAUGAUGAUUCUUUGAUAAAGAUAGAUCGCAUUUCAUGGAUUCUUAGCCCUGCCCAUUAUGAAACAAAAGAUACUUACACAUCUAUUCCGGAAGAUGAUCCCUUUUUAUUGGUUUCCAAGGAAGAUGAUCCUGAAAACUGGCACGUUCAGAUUUUCCGGUCCAUUGAUUCUGGAUCAGUGAAGGGAUUUCCCAAAACUGUUGAUGUUGCUGAAGCCCAGAACCUCAUCUGUUCGAAAAAUCUGGUGAUAGAUCAAAGUAUUCAAACAGCAUACAUUCAGGCAAUCAGAUCAGCUCAACACUUUAUAUACAUUGAAAAUCAGUAUUUUAUUGGAUCAUCAUAUGCGUGGCCAUCAUACAAAGAUGCAGGCGCUGAUAAUCUAGUCCCCAUGGAGUUGGCAUUAAAAAUUGCAAGUAAAAUUAGGGCUAAGGAGAGAUUUGCAGUUUAUGUUGUCAUACCAAUGUGGCCCGAGGGUGAUCCAAAUUCUGGUCCUAUGCAGGAAAUUCUAUUUUGGCAGAACCAGACGAUGCAAAUGAUGUAUGGAAUUGUUGCACGGGAACUUCAAUCCAUGCAACUUUCUGACUCUCAUCCUCUAGACUACUUAAAUUUCUAUUGCCUUGGCAAUCGAGAAGAAAUGCCUGAGGAGAGGGUAAGAGAAGAUAAUCAGGCUAAUGGCAGUAAGAUCUCAGAUUCAGAGAAAUUUCAGCGGUUUAUGAUUUAUGUGCAUGCUAAAGGAAUGAUAGUGGACGACGAGUACACAAUAAUAGGAUCUGCCAACAUUAACCAAAGAUCUUUGGCUGGUACAAAAGACACUGAGACAGCCAUGGGCGCUUAUCAACCUCAUCACACUUGGGCUGACAAGAAGCGACACCCUCAUGGCCAGAUUUAUGGAUACAGAAUGUCACUGUGGUCCGAGCACCUUGGGAUAUUGGACAAAUACUCUGAGGAGCCAGAGAGCUUGGAAUGUGUGAAGAAGGUGAAUCGGGUGGCUGAAGAUAACUGGAAGAGAUACACAACUGAGAAUUUUACAUUAUUGCAAGGCCAUCUUCUCAAGUAUCCCAUACAGGUAGACAUUGACGGCAAGGUGGGUCCCUUGCCAGGAUACGAGAGUUUCCCAGAUAUUGGAGGUAAAGUAGUCGGAUCUUAUUCACCCACUAUUCCCGAUGUUCUGACAACAUGAGUACCACAGAUGAUGUACACGACUACUGAUGUAAAAUUCCAAACUUGGUUUGUGUGUGAAAUUUUAGAUAUAGUUUUAUUCAAUAAAUGUUUUUUGUGUGUCACUUAACCGGAGAGAACUAGUUAUCAACUGUAGUUUGCAGAUUUCUUCAGUUCUAACUCCUUGUGCCUGUUGCCUUGCCAUAAAGUGUUUGUAUAAUUUGUUUGUUCUUUUCUCUGUAUAAUUUAUGUAUGUAACAUUUGGUGAAUGUCUCCUGGUUGAGAUCAAUUUGGCUCUAAACUAUCAUACUCUCAACAUAAAAGAGUGCUCUGCUUAUUUAUGUCA
Molecule: messenger RNA, 2898 nt
Organism: Camellia sinensis
Lineage: Eukaryota; Viridiplantae; Streptophyta; Magnoliopsida; Ericales; Theaceae
Product: phospholipase D delta
Biological process (GO): phosphatidylcholine metabolic process; phospholipid catabolic process
Cellular component (GO): plasma membrane
Molecular function (GO): D-type glycerophospholipase activity; calcium ion binding
Source: RefSeq, a predicted model, not a curated record